Molecule: messenger RNA, 2161 nt
Organism: Calliphora vicina (urban bluebottle blowfly)
Lineage: Eukaryota; Metazoa; Arthropoda; Insecta; Diptera; Calliphoridae
Exons: 10
Coding region: 119-1831 (570 amino acids)
Biological process (GO): regulation of DNA-templated transcription
Molecular function (GO): protein binding
Source: RefSeq, a predicted model, not a curated record
CCUGCAAAAAAACACCCAUAAUCUGGAUUAUUUCAUAAUAAAAUUAAAAUCUUCAGAGAUUUAACAAAAAAUCAAUAAUUUUUAUAAAACUAAUUAAAUAACAACAAUAAAAAGCACAAUGGUUUCCAGAAGAAAAAUACUCUCACGUUCUAGAGAUGAUCUGAAUUUGGAUCAGACAUUUAGUCCACAAGAAGAGGAAGAAGAUGUUUGGUAUCAAAAAGAUAAAUUAUACAAAGAACACAUACAGGAAGUUCUAGACAAAUGGACCCAAAUCGAUGAUGAAAUUUGGGCUAAAGUAAUUGUCUUUGAGCGUAAUCGUCGUGUGGCCAAAGCCUAUGCCCGAGCACCAGUAUUAACCAUUAACGGUUCAGAUGAUGGCUUUGAUGGCAUGAGAAUCGGCUUAUGUGGUUUUGAUAAUCCCAUGCGAGAUCCAAAAACUGAAGAAUUAAAAAAACAUAUUGGCCAAGGCGUUAAAAUAAAAAUGGAUGAUGCUGGCAACAUAUUGAUAAGACGUUAUGCCAAAAGUAAUGUUUAUGUCAAAAGUACAGCCAGCAAUCAAAAUGAGGAAACGUCCAUAGGUGCCGAUAUCUUAAAACUACCAAAUCAGGCACUAGAAAGUGAAAAAAUAGUCAAAUUAUUUGAUAUGAAAAAGUUUCAAUCAAAUGUUAAUCGCGAAUUGCGACGAGCCUAUCCAGAUCGUCGUCGCUUGGAAACACAAUGUUUGUCGGCGGUAGGUUUUGUUAAAUCCGAAAGUGACAUAUUAGAAUGUCCCAUAUGGGUAUUGAUUGUAAAUGUUGUUGCAAUGGAUAUGCUCAAAUCUAAAUUGCCACCAGUGCAACGUCCUAUUGUGGAUAUUAAAAAUCGUCCUAGAAUACCGAUACCCGAUGAAGAUCCCUACAGUGUGGCGGGCAAUGGCAGUGGCGGCAGUUCUGGUAGCUCUGGUUUUGGUGCUAGUGCAAUGAGUAGUAUGAUGUCGUUGCAACAGCAGCAACAACUUUUACAGCAGCAGCAACAAUCACAAAGUAUGACAGGUAAUAAUGGCAACAACACAGGCAUCAUUACAAAUGGCAGCGGCAGCACAAAUACACUGCAACAUUUGAAUAAUGGCAUGGUAGCUGCUAUUAAUGGCAGUGGUCAUGUUGCUGCCACCAGAGAACAAUUGAUAAUGCAAUCGCAACAAUUGGCUCAUAAACGCAGUGAGAAACCACCAAAAUUGCCACCAAGAGAUAAUAUCUAUGGACAUGAUAUACCUAAGCCCGACUAUGAUGACAUCGAAUUGGAUACACGUAUUAAAUUGUCACGUGGUAAAUCGGAUAAAGGCAAAGACAAUAAAAAAUAUGACGAUCCCUACUAUUGUGGUCUUCGUGCACGUGUGCCAAACUUUGUGAAAUCAUCCUCAAAGUCGGCUAAAGAAGCUCAGGCAGCAGCACUUCAGAAUGGCUCAGCGGCUCAACAACAGCAACAACACAUGAAUACACUAACAAACCAAAAGAAGACUUCGGUGAUGAUGCCCAUGCAUCCCGCAAUGCAUGCACCACAACCACCACACAUGCAUCCCCAUCACAUCCAGCAACAACAAAUGAUGGCAGCUGUAGCUCAUGCUGCAGCCCAGCAACAGCAGCAGCAGCAACAGCAUCCCAUGCACCAUCAUCAUGUUCAGCAUGCGGCAGCGGCAGCGGCCCAACAAAUGUGGCAGACACGCAGUUAUGAAAGCGGCAUAGAUGCAGAUAUUGUAGAGUCACCUUAUAAUCAUAUUUAUGGACGUUUGCCUUUGCCAACACGAGGUUAUAUACCGACCCCACGUAGCAUGUAUAUUGGUGAAUGGGAUUGAUAGAAUUUUCACAGAAUCAAAAAUUUCAAAUUUAUGAGAAAAAUUCAAAAGCAAACAACUUUUAAACACACAAAAGAAAUGGAUGCAUCAAGGAGAUGGAAUAUUAAUUUAGUUUUAAGUUAAAUUAAACAAAAAUAUUCAUUAAAAAUAUAUAUUUUUGCUAUUUGUAAAAGAAAAUAUGUAUUUGCAAGAGAUUAUUUUAUCUACAUUAUAAUUAAAUCUUUUUAAAAUAUUUCUUAAAUUAAUAAUAAAACGCCAUUAAUUUUAUAAUCAUCAUUAUUUCAAUGUAUAAAAUUUCAUAACUUUAAAUAAACACUAAAAAAACAACAA